AAAAAAAGCAUUUUCCUCCUUAUAAAAAGGCAGCAAUUCUCAAACCCAUAAAUUUAUUGCUACUCCAUUUUCGAUUUUUUGUUAUACAAAAUAGAAACAACCAAAUGGAUUUUCUCCAAUUCCUGGCAAUCUUCCUUGUCACAAUCCUGUUGAUUAGAACCAUUAUUAACGUAUUCAAACCCAAUCACCUACCACCAAGCCCCUUUGGUCUACCCAUUAUAGGCCAUUUGCACCUCGUCAGCCUUCCCACACACCGUUCUCUACACAAACUUUCCCUUCGAUAUGGAUCCAUUUUCUCAAUCCGUCUUGGGUCGAUCCCGGGCGUCGUCAUCUCAACGCCGGGACUCGCGAAGGAGUUCCUCAAAACCAAUGAGCUCUCUUUCACCUCCCAUAUCAACACCAUCGCCAUCUCCGCCACCAGCAACGACUUCUCGAUGUCGUUUUCGCCCUACGGACCCUACUGGAAGUUCAUCAAGAAGCUGGUCAUGAACGAGCUACUCAGCAGCCGAUGCGUCGGCAAUUUCCUACCGUUUCGCACCGAGGAAUACCGAAGGUUUUUCAGAUUUUUAGCAGCGAAAUCGGAGUCCGUAGAGGCCGUUAACCUUUCGUUGGAGCUGAGAAAGCUGACAAACAGAUUAGCAUCGAAGAUGAUACUGGGAGUGGACGUGGAAGACAUGUUGGAGGAGAUUAGGACCGCAAUACUUGAUACGGGACAUGUUGUUGGCGGCUUCAAUUUGGCAGAUUUUUUUUGGUUUUGUAAAGGAUUUGAUCUUCAGGGAUUUGGGAAGAAGAUCGAGUACGUCAACGCUAGGAAUGAAUCUUUGUUUGAGAAGAUCAUUUGUGAGCGUGAAGAUUUGAGGAAAAAGUACAAGGAAGAUGACAAGGAGAUAAAGCUUAAGAGUUUACUGGACGUUUUGCUCGAUGUUUCUGAGGAUGAGAAUGCUGAGAUAAAAAUUACAAGACUUCAUAUCAAAGCCCUUCUUUUGGAAUUCAUGAAUGGCAGUACAGAUACAAUGGCCAUGACAGUAGAAUGGGCAAUAGCAGAGAUGAUCAACCAUCCACAGGUGUUUGAGAAAGCAAGGGACGAGAUCAAUCGAGUGGUGGGGAAGGACCGGUUAGCUGGAGAAUCAGACGGUUCAAAUCUUCCAUACAUCCAAGCCAUCGUAAAAGAAACACUAAGGCUACACCCGACAUUUCCUAUCCUCAUGAGAAAAUGUGUACAAGAGUGUCAAAUAGGUGGAAAAUACAUAAUCCCUGAAAACACUACUCUAUUUGUAAACGCUUGGGCCAUUGGAAGGGAUCCGAAUCAUUGGGAAAACCCGUUAGAAUUUCGACCCGAAAGAUUCUUACCACAACAAGUUGAGAUUGAUGGGGAGAAGAUGAACACAGGUUUUGUAGAUGUUAGGGGACAACAUUUUCAAGUGCUGCCAUUUGGGUCUGGUAGGAGGAUGUGUACGGGCAUGAGUUUGGCAAUGUACAUUUUGCCAGGUUUGGUGGCUGGUUUGAUCCAAUGCUUUGAUUGGAAGGUGGGGAGCGAGAAGAUGGAGCGUGAUGAUAAUAUUGUUUUGGAUAUGGAUGAAGCCCCUGGAGCCAGCGCUCCACGGGCUUAUGAUCUUGUUUGUGUUCCAGUGGCACGCUUCGUUCCUUAAUUAGGAGGCAUGCAUAUAUUUCAGUUUUAUUGUGGAGUAUGAUAUCAUCCAUAUGUUGAGGCUGUUGUCAGUGGAGGAUAUUGUAAUCUGCAAAUACUAAGUUAUCUAGGAGUUUAUGUACUAUUUUUCUUCUUACUUUCACAAAUUUUAUGUUUUGGAAACUAUUGUACUUUUAAAUGUGGAGUAGUAGUCCUCAGUCUCUCUUGCUCAAGCCGUGUAGGUUAACAAGUAUGAGUGAUUGCUUACAUUUUAUAAUAAACUGCCUUUCCUUUUUUUUU
Molecule: messenger RNA, 1927 nt
Organism: Ziziphus jujuba (common jujube)
Lineage: Eukaryota; Viridiplantae; Streptophyta; Magnoliopsida; Rosales; Rhamnaceae
Product: licodione synthase
Exons: 2
Coding region: 105-1649 (514 amino acids)
Cellular component (GO): membrane
Molecular function (GO): heme binding; oxidoreductase activity, acting on paired donors, with incorporation or reduction of molecular oxygen, NAD(P)H as one donor, and incorporation of one atom of oxygen; iron ion binding
Source: RefSeq, a predicted model, not a curated record